AUGGCGAAGAUAACGUUUCCGUUUCUUGCUGGACCAGAUAAUUUUUCGAAGACAUUAUUAGCUAUAUUCCAGCUGGUUUAUGGAGUUCCUUCUAUUCUAUUGAUGUUCUUUUUGUUUGUUUUCCUAGGAUGCUCCAAGAAAUAUUCAAGUUCAUUUUAUCGAUUAGUUCAAGUAGACCUUUUAACGAACAUUGUGUGCUGGCUUAACACUUGGAUAUCAUUAAGGUCAUCUGAAUAUCCGUUUGGCACGGCAUAUGUGACAAUUCUAUUAGCUUAUAUGCCUUGGCUAUGGAAUGUGUCGGCGCUCUUACUUAACUUUUUCUUUCACAUGCAAUUUUGUUCGGCUGCUUCGUUGAGUAUUCAUCGUAUAUCCUCAAUAUUAUUUUUCAACCAUUAUGAAAAGUUUUGGUCCCGUUACUACAUUCCUGUUCAUAUUAUGUUUUUUGUGUACAGCUGGGUACCUCAACUAAUCUCUGCUGGAUCUGCUCCCCAAAUGAACCUAGUGAACGGUACCUUGUUGUACACAAUAGAUUUGGAUAGAACCGCAAACUUUCAACUCAGUGUCCAAAUUUUUUCGGGGGUCUACUUUGUAUUGCUAGUUGGAGUAAGCUUCUCUAUUCCGAAAAUUGCCGAAAUCAAGUUUCAAAGUCCAAUUACGGACAACAGUGUUUCCAAGAAACUGACAAGAAUCGCUCUUGUUUAUGGCUUUGUUUAUUCUGGAAUUCUUUUUUGGAAUAUUAUCAAUGCUUUACAAGCAAAAUUUGAGAUUUUCCCAAAAGCAUUUGGUCCAAUAUCUUACUCUUUGCUAAGUGUCGCAGAUUUAGUAAGCUCAAACCUUUUUUUUUUCAAUACAGAAAUGAACAAUAUCAUCAAGUAUGGUUCUAUCGAAGGUAUUCCACUUUAUAACUGCAGUGGUCUCACUCCCGAGGAAUGGUCGAAAGAAAAAGGGUACCCCCGUCCUAUAGCUGGAACAAUCGACAUGACUUAUGGGAUAACCAUGAACAUUCUGUACCUACCAAUUUUGUCGGUUAUGUUUGAGCCGGAAAACUUCAAAAUGUCUUGCUUCAAAAUUAUGACCUUCCUUGGAAUAGUUGACAUGCUCGCUCUAUGGGUCAACUCUAUUAUAACUGGGUUUUUGGCCUAUCAGGGUGCAGUGUACUGUACAUACCCAAACCUAAUUUAUAUCACCGGCAUGGCUGGAUUGGGUCUCUGGUGCUGUUCAUGCAUCAUUGCAAUGAGUUUGGUAAUCAAUCGAUUAUUGGACCUUACCAAGGAAUCGCCUAGUACUCAAAUAUUCUUCCAAUCUGCAUUGAUCUGCGCCGUUAACCAAGUCGCUUCUGUCAUCUAUGUCAUCAUGAACUUUAUCGAAGUUCCGCUGUGGUUGAUCAUGCUCGGGCAUAUGCUAUGGCAAACUGGACAUGGAGCUCCUGUAUUUAUUUACCUUGGGCUUAACAAAAAAAUAAGGACAGGAGUUUUGAAACGGCUCGGCAUUAAAACAGAAUCUAUGAGCGGUUCGGUGGUUCCAGCACAAGCAGCUGUCUAA
This is a messenger RNA of Caenorhabditis briggsae, 1542 nucleotides long. Gene Ontology annotation, biological process: sensory perception of chemical stimulus. Gene Ontology annotation, molecular function: transmembrane signaling receptor activity. Gene Ontology annotation, cellular component: membrane. The record is from RefSeq and is a predicted model, not a curated record. The transcript has 8 exons. Bases 1 to 1542 code for a protein of 513 amino acids. NCBI's taxonomy places the organism in Eukaryota, Metazoa, Nematoda, Chromadorea, Rhabditida, Rhabditidae.